AUAAUAAAAAAUACAAUAUUAGACAAAAUUCAAAAUGGCGAAAGUAAGACGAGGUCGUUUUACUCUCUCAACCAAUAUUAUUAUGACAGCAUCCUUGAUUACCAGGACUCUGGCUUUCGGAUAUAUAAUGAUGUCAAUCUACAUCAAAGUUGGCGAUGACAUCUUGGAUGAAGACGUCAUUAAAGUUGUGGAUAUGGAAGACGUGGCCGGCAUGCCUCUUGGGACAACAAUGAAAUCCAUUGUGUGGUCCUUGAUUGGUGUUUUUGUUCUCGAACUUCUUGCUGGAAUAUUUGGUAUUUGGGGAGCUAUUGGACGAAAAGAGCGAAUGCUAGCGAUAACCGUUUUGAUGAGUUCAUUGAUGAUUAUAAUCUACGGUAUAUACUUAGUGAUUCUUUCUAUAUUAUACCAUCAGAAAUCAAGCCUACGUGAUACAUUGUACACUUAUACGCAAGCUUAUCACCAAGGAACUUCUUACAUUUCAAGCACAUACUAUUGGUCUACGUUUCCAAGCUUUUUAUCUAAGUUAGGAUGUGAUGGAAUAAACACACCUGGUGUUUAUUACUGCUAUGAAAACUUCAAUGAACAACUAAGUAGUUACCUGAAAACCUAUUUUGGUUUGAUUGUAACCUCUAUCGUCUGCCAGAUAGUAACUAUAGUUGCAACAGAAUAUACAUACAGGAAGUUUGAGUUUAAAGAAAAGAAACCGAGAAUUUCAGACAACAAGUAUUAUUUACUGUUAACUUUACAGCAUGGAAUAUUUCGAAGUUUUGCCAUAUUUGUAAGAGAUAAUUGGAAAAGGUCAAAAUUGAUGUUUAUAUCAGUUAGCUUCAAGAUUUGUUCACUUGUAAUUGGAACUGGACUAACAGGGCUUGGACUAACACUGAUUGGUGAUAAAUUCAUACAUGAUUCAUCAUUAAGAUAUAUAUUUAAGCAAAUUCAAUUCCACAAUUACUAUUUUUAUGAUAUUCUUGUGGGUUUAGCUGCUUCGGCUGUAGUGAUUGGCAUUUUAACGAUGGUUACAUCUAUAACUGGUUUAAUUGGUUCAUGGAGAAAGUCAUCAAAACUAUUGCUCACGAGUUCUGUUAUGUCGAACAUUUUACACAUUCCGAGAAUCAUUGCUAUAAUUAUAUGGAUUUAUCUAGUAGAAGAGAUUGACGAUGGAAUGAAAUUUCAACUCGGUCUACAACAGCAAGGUUACUACUACGGCGGUAGCCAGAACACACUCACAAGAAAUUGGAAUGAAAUGAUAAUGACAUUACAAUGCUGUGGAGUAAAUUAUUAUUACGAAACUUGGUCCACUACGUAUGGAAAUAGAUUUUGUUGUACAAAUGCUCAUGAAAGUCGUAUGGAUCCAGGAAACCAUUAUAACAAUAAUGAUAAUAAUAUUUUGUAUUAUUUUGGUGGAUGUUAUGAGCACAAAACUGAUACAUGUACAGAUGUCAUUUUGUUUAAAACCAGAAUGUAUAUUGGUUGGUUCCUAGCAAUUUUGUUGCUGCAGGUAGUCAUUGAGAUUUUAGGUUUGAUAUUUGCGAACAAAGAAUAUCUGUUUAUAUCUACACUGAAAAACGUGGAAACCAAGACGGAAAAUGAAUCAACUGCAACAUCAAUUUUCAGGACAGCAUUUCAAGGGAUGCAAUCUUUCCUCAUGAAUAAAUGGAGAAGAUCGAGAAUGACAUUGGUGUACCUCAUUUCACUUAUAAUUUUGUUUAUAUCAAAUGUUGGUUUACUUGGAAUAGCAAUACACAUACGAUAUGAUACAGUGUUUGGAAAUUCAGAUAUCAAGGAAAUACUUUCGAGAUUUAGCAUUGCAGAACACACACUCAGCAAAGCUCUAAACAUAUUUUCUAUCGUGGUUUCAACCUUUUCGUCACUGUCGAUUGUUGCAAUUAUGUACUCUAUUGUUUCCAUUGUUUCAUGGAGAUGGAGGAGAAUAUUUUUAUAUACAAGUGCUGGAUUGUGGAGUGUUAUUUUGGUUGCGAGUAUAGCACAGAUAGGUUUAUGGGGGAAAUUUAUCUCGAGUGUAGAUUCAGAUUUAGAGGGAAAAAUGAGAACGGAGUUAACCAGUCAAUAUAGCUAUAUGUAUUCUCAUGCAUCAGGCCACCAUCACCGUGAAACAUCAUUAUCUUGGAAUACAUUAUUUGUAAAGGCUGAAUGCUGUGGUGUUGGGACUUACAUGCCGGACUCAUUUACCUCAUCGGAUUGGUAUAUGUACCGGCGUGAUUCGACCUCCCAACGUAUUCCAGUGCAGUGUUGUAAAUCUCAGACAGAAGUGUAUCCAUAUACCAGUAUAUCUGACACGGACUGUACAUAUAAUCUAUUUAACGGUUAUUACCAUAGUCAGGGAUGUGAUUCUGUAGUUGAAGGUAGAUUAAAAAUGUACAGCAUACCGUUCUUUGUGUUUAUGGCAGUCGUCAUUUUAGCUGAGAUUUCGUGUAUAGUGAUGACAAUAUAUGACGCCAUUCACCUACCAGCUGAACCAAGUACUAUGCACGUAGAAGAGAAAGCAAAUGAAGGAGAUGUAGAAAUAUUAGAAGUACAUGAAAAAUCCACAUCAAAACCUACAAGCACUGUUUCUGAUAAAAAAGAUAAGAAAAAGAAGAAAAAAAAAGAGAAAUCCGAAAACAUUGCAAAAAGUGAGAGGCAACAAUCGACUGAAAAACAGAAAUCAUUCGUAAAGCAAGAUACUGCUGAAACGGAGAAAAUCAAAGACAAUAUUGAAAUACAGUCGUUGGAAGAGACAAAGACAGAAAAUGAAAGAAUGAGAACGAAUACUGAGGAAAUGCUUGAUUCGAAACAUUUCAAUAAAACAGAAAACACAAACAAUGACAAAAAAGAGGAAGCAGACACAAUAGAUCAACACAAAAACGAUGAAACAGAAAACAUGCAUCAAGAAAAAGGAGAUAACACAAUGAAAGACACCAGUAUACAAAUUACUGAAGAAACAGAUUCAGAUAAAACCGAAUUGAAAGACAAAUUAAUAGCAGAUGUUGACGCAGAAAAUUUAGUCGAAGAAGAUUUAUAGUGUUGAAUUCGAGUAUGGCAUGAUACUUUAUGCUAUAUAUUCGUCAUUAUAUAACAAAACACAACAUGUUACAUUUUGAUUUAAAAUUUUAAACUUUAAACUGUCUACAUAAAUAAAAUCACGUUUUCGAAUUUUUAGAUAUAUUUAUAUAAAUAAAUUAUUGUGUGCAA
Messenger RNA from Mytilus californianus (California mussel), 3192 nucleotides. RefSeq lists its product as uncharacterized. Bases 35 to 3022 code for a protein of 995 amino acids. Gene Ontology annotation, cellular component: membrane. NCBI's taxonomy places the organism in Eukaryota, Metazoa, Mollusca, Bivalvia, Mytilida, Mytilidae. The transcript has 20 exons. The record is from RefSeq and is a predicted model, not a curated record.